AUGUCCACCAAGACCGCAGUCCUCACCGAUAAGGCCCCCAAGCCCCUCCCCGGCAUCUACUCCCAAGCCAUCGUCGCCAAUGGCGUCGUUUACUGCUCCGGCGCUGUCCCCAUGGACGCUGCCACCGGCAAGCUGAUUGAUGGCGAUGUCAAGGCCCACACUCACCAAUGUAUUAAGAACCUGACCCACAUCCUCGAGGAGGCCGGUACCGAUAUCACCAAGGUGGUUAAGGUCAACGUCUUCCUGUCUAAUAUGGAUGACUUUGCUGAGAUGAACUCGGUUUAUAUGCAAUACUGGGGCGACGUUAAGCCUUGCCGGACAUGUGUUGCGGUCAAGACUCUUCCUCUUAACACUGAUGUUGAGAUUGAGUGCAUUGCUGUGCUGUAA
Penicillium arizonense is the source of this 387-nucleotide messenger RNA. RefSeq names its product putative L-PSP endoribonuclease family protein Brt1. Gene Ontology annotation, molecular function: deaminase activity. The coding region runs from base 1 to 387 and encodes 128 amino acids. The transcript is spliced from 3 exons. Lineage: Eukaryota; Fungi; Ascomycota; Eurotiomycetes; Eurotiales; Aspergillaceae. Gene Ontology annotation, cellular component: mitochondrion; cytosol. The record is from RefSeq and is a predicted model, not a curated record.